Clarias gariepinus (North African catfish) is the source of this 1239-nucleotide messenger RNA. Its product is annotated as E3 ubiquitin-protein ligase TRIM39-like. The transcript is spliced from 13 exons. Gene Ontology annotation, molecular function: protein binding. Bases 96 to 929 code for a protein of 277 amino acids. The record is from RefSeq and is a predicted model, not a curated record. NCBI's taxonomy places the organism in Eukaryota, Metazoa, Chordata, Actinopteri, Siluriformes, Clariidae.
GUACAAUUUCGCCACGUGACAUUUUAACCCAAACAGGAAGAAAGCAGAAGAAAAGUUACAUGCGAUUUUUGUGAGCAGGGGAUCUUAUCUAAGAGAUGGAGUCGGAGAGGGGGGAUAUAGAGAGGAGGCUGCAGAGGAUGGAAGCAGAGAUGCAGUGGCAGAAGGAGGACACAGAGAGGAAGCUGCAGAGGCUGGAAGCAGAUAUGCGGAAGCAGGACUCAGAGAGUAAGCUGCAGAGGAUAAAAGCAGAGAUGCAGUGGCAAAAGCAGGACAUGGAGAGGAAGCUGCGGAGGAUGGAAGCAGAGAUGCAGAAGGAGGUGCUGUACAGAGGGCUGCUGAAACAGGACAAGAAAUACGAGGCUGUAAAGCAGUAUGCAGUGGAUGUGAUUCUGGAUCCUGAUACAGCUUUUCCGCAUCUCACUUUGUAUCCUGAUGGUAAACAAGUGAAUGAAGUAGGCGAAUGGAAGAACCUCCCUGAUACCCCACACAGGUUUUCUCAUAACGGCUAUGUUUUGGGAAAGCGUGGUUUCUCCUCUGGAAGAUUUUAUUUUGAGGUGCAGGUCAGCGGAAAAAGUCGGUGGACUUUAGGAAUCAUUAGGGAGAAUGUUAACAGGAAGGGGCAUAUUGACCUGAGUCCUCAGAAAGGAGUCUGGGCUGUAAGACUAUGGGAUGAGACUGAGUACAAGGCUUGUGCUGAUCCUGAAACCCCCCUCACACUGAAGGAGAAGCUGGAGAAGAUUGGGGUGUUUGUGGAUUAUGAGGAGGGUCUGGUCUCCUUUUAUAAUGCGGGGUCCAGAUCUCAUAUCUACUCUUUCACUGGUCAGUAUUUCAAUGAGAAAAAACUCUAUCCACUUCUCUGUCCAUGGAAUAAUGCAGACAAUAAAAAUUCAACACCACUGAUCAUCACUCCUGUAUGUAAGACUGAAUAAAUGUUGACCUGAAAAUGAAAAUGAUUGAAAAUGAUUUGAAUGGAGUAUUUUUUUAGAAAAAUAUAUUCAUUAUAUUCAACAUACAUUGAUUAUUGUAUAAUAUUCAAGUGCUGUACAGUUUCUUAAUACCUUUGUUUGCAUAAACAAAACACAUAAUUAUCAUAGAUCUUUGUCAUUUUAAAUGAAAUAUGAACAUAUAAUAAAAUAUGUGAUGUUAAGCUGCAGGUAUGUUUGUUUGUCCUUUAGACCUCAUUUAAUACAAGCAUAAUCAGAUUUAUGUUUUAGUAAUAAACCUGUCAAGAUCAUUCUG